Molecule: messenger RNA, 632 nt
Organism: Moneuplotes crassus
Lineage: Eukaryota; Ciliophora; Spirotrichea; Euplotida; Euplotidae
Source: the annotation of a GenBank genome assembly
GAUUAAAAUAGUUGAAAAUAUAAAUAAUUUAUUAUCUGUUAGCCCAUAAUGGACUGUGGAAUUGAAAUUGACUGAGUGAACCCUAAAAUGAAAGAUGAGAAUACAAGUGAACAAGCUUGGGACUCUGUAUGGAAGAAUAACAAUAAUUUUGUCCCUACAAAAUAUCCAAAACAACAGAACAAGUCUGAUUGGCAGUAUUCAGCGAAGGGCCAGAACUUAUACAGGACACCUAAAUCAAAAGGCAACAAAUCUUUGUUAUCUUCAAAGCUUCAUGAGAGUAAAGUAUUAGAGGAAGGAGCUGUUGGGAAGACUAUUGCCUUAUCCCCCUCUUUAAUCCCAUCUUCCAGUGAAGUCAUUCUUCCAAAAUAACUCCCACAUCCAGAUCAGAGAUAUUUCCUCAGUUAGGGAUGCAAUGAAUUCACAUUCUAAAGAUAUACAGUACCAGGACGGAAAUGUAAAGACUAGUAGAAAUUUCACCCCUUUAUUUGUUAAUCAGAGAUUAAGACCAAUUUCAUUCAAAAGAACUUCUAAGAAGCUUAAGACAAGCUGAAAAUCUACCAGAAACAAAUCAAAAUUUGGAAGAAAAUAAGAGAACUCCAAACAAAUUCAGACUGCCUUUGAACCACCUAUUA